Aureobasidium pullulans EXF-150 is the source of this 405-nucleotide messenger RNA. RefSeq lists its product as uncharacterized. NCBI's taxonomy places the organism in Eukaryota, Fungi, Ascomycota, Dothideomycetes, Dothideales, Saccotheciaceae. The coding region runs from base 1 to 405 and encodes 134 amino acids. The transcript is spliced from 2 exons. The record is from RefSeq and is a predicted model, not a curated record.
AUGGCAGAAGCAUGGACUGAAGCAGACUACGAAGCCGCUCUCGCAAAACUGGAAGCCCUCACCGACAAGGUAACCGCACUACGAACGACUAUCCCAGGUCUGAUCUCACCGCUCACUCGCCCCGCAACCACCAAAUCUGCUGCGUUCGUCGGCCUGAAGAAGGCCGCUAUUGGUGCCGUCACCGGCGUACAAGAUUUAAGGAAAGAAUGGGAGAGCAAUGACAUGCAAGACUUGUUGAAGAGGACUAAAGAGAGCUAUGGGAAGGACAGUGAUUUGGCUCCAGCUGCUGAAGUCUCGCCAUGGGGAUGGACAAAGGAGGAUGAAGAGAAGUCGCAGCAGCAACAACAACAACAACAACAACAACCAGACAAGGAAGUCAAAACCGAGCAUGGCGUAGCAGGAUGA